Miscanthus lutarioriparius is the source of this 471-nucleotide messenger RNA. NCBI's taxonomy places the organism in Eukaryota, Viridiplantae, Streptophyta, Magnoliopsida, Poales, Poaceae. The record is from the annotation of a GenBank genome assembly.
AUGCGUCCCACGCCUCUAGCCGCAGCGGUCCCAGGAGGGGAAGCUAGGGUUGAUGAAGUCAGUCCGACGGGAUCUCUGGCCGGGCCCUUGACCCAGCCGGUGCCAUCAGCACCAGAAGUGGUGAUUGAGCUCUCCAACAAGGACAAGCCAGAAGACUCAGCCCUACCAACGGCUUUUGUUCCCACCGCCCCAGUCUCCACCGCCGCUCCUACCUCCAUCGCCUCCACCAUCUAUGACAUUCCUGGGCCCUCCAGUCUUGGCACCGUCGGCUGGUUGGACACAAGCUGCGACAAGGAGAUUGCGCGGAGGCUCUUUGUCGAGCUGAAUCACGAUGACGAUGGUGACGGUGGCCUGGUGAUCCAAAGCAGCGAUGAUGAGGACGAGUCCGCCGAGGAGGAGGAGGUCGAUGAGGAGGAGGAGGAGGAGGUGAAGGACGAGCCCGCGGGAAGCAGGUUGCCAUCGAGGAGCUAG